AUGGAAGCUGUAUGUAAAACUGUCAAGUGUGAGUUUUGUGCGGCAGAAGUGGCAUUCGUAGGACGUGUGAUCACGCGAGACACUAUAACCAUAGAUCCUUCAAAGAUCAAGGCAGUAGUACAAUGGAAACAACCCAUGACAGUUACGGAGGUUCGUAGUUUUUUGGGGUUGGCAGGAUACUAUUGGCGGUUUGUUAAAGGCUUUUCGCAGAUAGCUUUACCUUUGACUCAUCUUACACGGAAGGAAGUUCCUUUUGAAUGGGCAGAAAAGUGUGAAAAAAGUUUUGAAACUUUAAAGGAAAAGUUGAUGACGGCGCCAGUUUUGGUGUUACCAGACCCACGGGAACCUUUUGAGAUGUACUAUGAUGCUUAUUUUAAGGGAUAUUCUAGUGGCUGGGGAUGA
Messenger RNA from Arachis stenosperma, 402 nucleotides. RefSeq lists its product as uncharacterized. The record is from RefSeq and is a predicted model, not a curated record. The transcript has a single exon. Lineage: Eukaryota; Viridiplantae; Streptophyta; Magnoliopsida; Fabales; Fabaceae. The coding region runs from base 1 to 402 and encodes 133 amino acids.